Messenger RNA from Pterocles gutturalis (yellow-throated sandgrouse), 839 nucleotides. RefSeq names its product rho guanine nucleotide exchange factor 5-like. The annotation marks the transcript as partial. Gene Ontology annotation, biological process: activation of GTPase activity. Gene Ontology annotation, molecular function: guanyl-nucleotide exchange factor activity; protein binding. The transcript is spliced from 6 exons. Lineage: Eukaryota; Metazoa; Chordata; Aves; Pterocliformes; Pteroclidae. Gene Ontology annotation, cellular component: cytoplasm; nucleus. The record is from RefSeq and is a predicted model, not a curated record.
CUCAUCAAAGAUUGCAAUGAAAAUGUCCAGCGCAUGAAGAGCACUGAAGAGCUGAUCUACCUCAGCCAGAAGAUUGAAUUUGAGUGCAAGAUAUUCCCACUCAUCUCACAGUCAAGGAGACUUGUGAAGUGUGGUGAGUUGACAGCACUGGACUUCAACACUCUAAGUCCAAAAUGGAAAGUCACCACCCGUCCCAUCUACCUACAUCUUUUCAAUGACUGUCUGCUCCUGUCUCGGCCGAAGGAAGGUGGACGUUUUGUUGUAUUUGAUCAUGCCAGUUUCUCAGAUGUGCGUGGGGAGAAGUGCGAGAUGAAACUCCAUGGAACAAACAAAAAUGUUUUCCGUCUCUUUCUACUUCAGAAUUACCAGGGAAAGCGAGUGGAGUUUUUGUUCCGUACAGAGACACACAGUGAGAAGCUACGGUGGAUCUCUGCUUUGGCUCCUCCACGAGGAGAACUGGACCUCCUGGAAUGCCCUGAUGCACCACAGGUUCAAUGCAUAAAGACUUACAAGGCUCGGGAAAAUGAUGAGCUGGCUUUGGAGAAAGCGGAUAUCGUCAUGGUUAUGCAGUACAGCAAUGAUGGAUGGAUGGAAGGAGUAAAACUUUCAGACCGGGAGAGAGGCUGGUUCCCCUCAGAACAUGUGGAACUCAUCUCCAGCAAACAUGCGCGGCAGAAGAACCUGAAGGAGGAACAACGUGUGAAAAAUGCCAAGCAGCAGGUCUUCUGCAAAAAAUAAGACUCUACUUUGUUUGGACCUGUACAGUCUCCCCACCAUGGGGAAAACAUCUUUUUUCUAUUGUGCCUCAGAAGAAAUGCCUCUGCCAAGAGCAUAAUACA